This is a messenger RNA of Callorhinchus milii (elephant shark), 2880 nucleotides long. RefSeq names its product SEC11 homolog A, signal peptidase complex subunit (gene sec11a). Gene Ontology annotation, molecular function: serine-type endopeptidase activity. Gene Ontology annotation, cellular component: membrane; signal peptidase complex. The transcript is spliced from 6 exons. Bases 134 to 673 code for a protein of 179 amino acids. The record is from RefSeq and is a predicted model, not a curated record. Lineage: Eukaryota; Metazoa; Chordata; Chondrichthyes; Chimaeriformes; Callorhinchidae.
GCGCUGCGCGCGAGCGGCUUCCGGUGUGGGAGCGGAGGCUGUGCGUGUGGAGGGGGGGGAGGGGCAGCCGAGGGACCGCGGCAGCACAGAGCCGACAGAGAAGACCCCACACAGCACCGCCACAGCCCCCGCCAUGAUGUCGCUGGACUUUCUGAACGAUGUGAGGCGCAUGAACAAGCGGCAGCUGUACUACCAGGUGCUGAAUUUUGGUAUGAUCGUUUCUUCUGCUCUGAUGAUCUGGAAAGGGUUGAUGGUUCUCACAGGAAGUGAAAGCCCGAUUGUAGUUGUUCUCAGUGGCAGUAUGGAACCUGCAUUCCACAGAGGGGACCUCCUCUUCCUGACCAAUCGUGUGGAAGAUCCCAUCCGAGUCGGAGAGAUUGUAGUAUUCCGAAUCGAAGGGCGAGAGAUCCCGAUCGUACACCGAGUGCUCAAAAUUCACGAGAAGGAAAAUGGCGAUAUUAAAUUCCUGACGAAAGGCGACAACAAUGCUGUUGAUGACCGAGGCCUGUACAAACAGGGACAACAUUGGCUGGAGAAAAAGGAUGUGGUGGGCCGGGCACGAGGCUUUGUGCCUUAUAUAGGCAUUGUGACAAUUCUUAUGAACGACUAUCCCAAAUUUAAGUAUGCAGUGCUCGUUCUGCUGGGACUCUUUGUGUUAGUCCAUCGAGAGUGAGCGGUGAAUCUGUUGCAGAGCUCCUCCCCACCCUAAGCCAAAUAUUUUUAUAUGAAGAAAAUGACCAGUAAUAGUGCAGCUCUGCCUCUCUGCAUUCCCGAGGAUUUCUGCUUUCUGCCCAUUGGUUUUUCAGGUGUUUUUGCGAAGGUUCGUACUCUAGAAAUUGUCUUGACACAAAACAGUUAAAAGUGUUGCAGCUUUCUCAGUCCCCCAUCAGAGCAGCCUGGAGCCAGUCAUAGGUUUAUACUGGGGAAAUGGGAGUGUAGGACUCACGAUUCCCACACCCUCACCUCCAUUUCCCUGUGCCCCGUUAUCACAUGCUCAUUCUAGCAUUUGUUUUAACUCAAUCAAAUGUGCAGGAAGCCCAAGGCUUUGCUUGAAAUCAUCGGCCAGCUUCUUGCACACUAAAACUGUCCAAUUUCUGAAACAUGGUGUUGCUGCCCACGUCGCCUCCUUGUGCAACACCGUGACAGCAGUGACCUGAUGACCCAGAGGUCAGCCAUUUUAUACUGGGAGAAACUGACCUGCUUUCUACAUACAUGCACAGUGAAGCACAAUAUAACCCUGGUUGGGAUUAUACGGACGGACACCAACUAUCACGUUUUAGUCUGGCUCCAACUCAAAACAGAGUGAACGGCAAAUUGAUCAUUGAGCUGCACUCUUGCCAGUGGGACAUAAUGUAGAGAUGCCAAGAGACAGCAAAAUAUAUGAUGGUCUAACCCUGUCUCUUGUUACAUAGUGAAUAACAAAUAGACUGAGAGCCUAAAUGCUUGUAUUUUAAAUACCUUCCAAAUACAAUGCCACAUCAAAGCAGUUUCACCAACCUGUCAAUGGUGGGCAAAGGUGCAACCGGAAAAGGAAUUUAUUUGCUUCACAAAAUAAUUUAAUUGAGGAUAAACUUCAUUCUAAUCCCUGUAGCGCAUUUCUUUACACUGACAGCUAAACCUCGUGAGAAUAAGGUCAAAACUGAAACAUGAAAUUGGUACAGAAUGUGGUAACUGAUAAUUAGUAAGAUGUAUACCAUCCUCCCCAGCUAUGGCAAACUCCAUGGGGCCCAAUGAUAAUGAGUUGGAAAUUCCCAAAGCUUUUGAAGUCUAUUUUGUGUGUCGGGUGUCACAAGGUUGUGGGUUCAAGCCCCACAUUGGGACUUUGAGCUCACAGUCUAGGAUGACACUCAAGGGCAGUGAUGGGGGACCACUGGGUUGUUGGAGGUGUCAUCCUUAAGAUUAUAUUAACAUUAACCAAUGUCCAAUCUGCCUGUGCAGGUGCACAUCAAAGGUACUAUUCAAAAAGAGACGGGAGUUUCUCUCUCCCAAGGUAAUCUCCCAAAUAAAAUUGGUCAUUCAUUUCAUGGCUGUUUGUGAGACAUUGCUGUGUGAAAUGGAUGCCACUUUUGCGUGUGAAAAGUGCUGUAUCAAAUGGAAAAAUUACCAUUAGAGGUUCUUGUUUUAAUACUGCUCAAUCCCCAUAGUACUCCUCUCAAACACCCCAAUGUACUUGUUUACACUGUUUAUGAUCUCUUCUCCCAAUCCUAGCUGUGAGGUAAUUUUGUUUAAAAUGUGAAUUCCGAGUAUUUUGCGUUGUUUUGAAGUGCCUGCUCACCCAUUUGGGGUUGAACUGUAAUUGUUUUAAGUACAAGUCAGGUCAGCAGCUUGAUCACAUUUGCUUAGAGCUGUUCACUGGAGAGUAGCGAGGCACACUGCUCGAGACCAUCUUUUGCUCUUGGGGCUGUGUGAUGCUUCAGCAAUAUUCUGGGAAUGCAGUAGUUAAUUUCUGUCUGUUGUCUUUUUCUGUGUUGAAUUACUACCUUUUAGACAGGGCCCUCAGGAAGGCUAUAUACAGGGUCACCAAAAAGUCGUGAAGCUACCUACCCGGUUAUCUUUUUAAAAAAAACACAAAAGUAUCAUCUUUAAGACUUAUUAAGCAUUGUAUGGUUUCAUGACUUUUUGGUCACCCUGUAUUUGACAGGUUUCAGUAUGGUUAUUUUUGUCCCAGUGUUUGGAAGCAGAGUGCUCUUUGCUGAUCACCAGCACAGAGAGAGAUACUCUGGAAAUCGUCAGCCCUUGUUUUUAUGCUGGGCAAAAUGUCAAUGGCUUCAUUUGUGGUGGGGACAGUGGUGUAAUUUUACCAGCCUGGCUAUUGCCAGCCAGCACGCUCCCGAUACUGCAAAAAAUGGUCUCGGAACACGAAUAAACCCAUUUGUAGAA